CAGAGGAUGAUCAUGUUGAUAAUGAUCAUGAGUGGUGGUAUUGGAUAAUAUUGAUGAUUAGGAUAACAACAAAAAGACUGUAUGAUGAUAUUGAGGGGAAGAUAUGUUUAUGCCUACUUUCUUUUCUAAAUGAUGGAACAAGGUGAAUAGAUGACAAAUUGAGAAACGUGUUUUGUUAAGGAAAUGUUGAACAGGUCACAACGAACACAAUUUAGCUGUGCUACAGUAGCUCUUGCUUUUGUCACAUGCUAACACGCUGGCAACGAGUUGUUGUUGUUUUCCCAAACAUUGUCAACUCACUAUCAGCACUUCAUUCCUCAUCUCUUGCCUCAUCUAUUGAGCUGUUUUCAUCAUUAAACAGAAAUGUCACCUGCAAAGUUGAGCUUUUCUAUCAGCUGUUCUAUACUUGCAUAAAGUAUAUCAAUUGACUCAAAUUAGACUUCUGUACCUGAGUGGGACGCCCAAAUUAAAUUACAUUUAAAUUAAAUGUCCAUUCCAUCCUAAACUCAACCAUAAAUUGAGGUGAAACACCACGGGUUCCACUGGAACACACCUCUGACAUAACCACUUUGAUUGGCUGCCUGGCACCCUCUGGUGUUGUCAAAGAUGAUUGAUUAUAUAGACGAGUGACCGCUCUAACAAUGGAAAUACAUGUCCUCAAAGAUGGAAGGCAGGCGGGAGGAGGUCAGAUCAGGUGGGACUAUUCUAGCCAAUGAGAGGGCAGAUACGCGUGUGAACAACAGUCACAUCUCCGAUAUAAAGUUGUUUUUUUCUAAGUAUCAGAAAUGCCAUAUGCUUCCACUUAUAUCAGUGCAUUCAUAACAACCUAACCAUUACAAAACUUAUAUUUGUUCAAAUAAGCCUCAUAUAGCAAAUGAGCAAUUACAUUUUUUCGUUGACCACAUUCUAAGCUCUCAUUGAACUCCACUUGUUUUCAUGAGCAGAUUUUGGGUGGAGUAAACCCUCUUGCUUUGCCUCUUCCUCUCUGGUUUUGUGUCCCAGGGUGCCCUUCGACCCCAGUCUUCAGUCUCUGUGAACUUGAUGGGUCAGGCGAGGCGGGGAGGGUGGGCCAGGCGGGGAGCAGGAGGAGGAAGGAUGGGAAAGAGACAAACACCCAAAUACAUUUCUAAUUCAAUUCAAUUGAUUGCUACAAUUCAAAAAUGUUAAAAAGGAAUGACCCCUACCCUGGUAGAUGGUUUUAACCACAACAGAAUAGCUUGCCAAUGGAGAUCUUCAAUUGUAGGCUACUCAGAUAGCAAGGGAACAUUUAUCACAUGGGAGUGGUAACAACAAGUGAGAAAAACGGCAUCUCUAAAAACUAGAAGCUACUUUGGGGUGAGAAUGUGGACGAUACUGCAGGUGGGAAAGUAUGGAGGACAAUGAUGAAUGGAUGGAUGAAGAGUUGCACUAUUGUCAAAUUGAAUUUGAUUGGUCACAUACACAUAUUUAGCAGAUGUUAUUGUGGGUGUAGUGAAAUGCUUCUGUUCCUCUCUCCAACAGCGCAGUAGCAUCUAACAAUUCACAAUAAAAACAUAAAUAUAAAAGUAUAAGAAUGGAAUUAAGAAAUAUAUAAAUAUUAGGACAAGCAUUGUUGGAGUAGCAUUGACUAAAAUAUAGUAGAAUAGAAUACAGUAUAUACAUAUGAGAUGAGUAAAGUAGUAUGUAAACAUUAUUAAAGUGACUAGUGUUCCAUUAUUAAAGUGCCCAGAUUCCAUGUCUAUGUAUAUAGGGCAGCAGCCUCUAAGGUGCUGGGUUGAGUAUCCGUAUGGUAGCCAGCUUGUGAUUACUAUUUAACAGUCUGAUGGCCUUGAGAUAGAAGCUGUUUUUCAGUCUCUCUGUCCCAGCUUUGAUACACCUGUACUCAAAUCAAAUCAAAUGGUAUUGGUCACAUACACAUGGUUGCAGAUGUUAUUGUGAGUGUAGCGAAAUGCUUAUGCUUAUGCUUCUAGAUCCGACAGUUCAGCAGUAUCUACAACAAAAACUAAUAUCUAACAAAACCUAAUACACACAAUCGAGUAAAGGAAUGGGAUAAGAAUAAUAUAAAUAUAUGGAUGAGCAGUAACAGAGCGGCGAAGAUGCAAUAGAUAGUGUAGUUUACUGUAUACAGUAUAUACAUAUGAGAUGAGUAAUGCGAGAUAUGUAAACAUUCUUAAAGUGGCAUUAUUAAAGUGACUAGUGUUCCAUUUAUUAAAGAGUACUGACCUCGCCUUCUGGAUGAUUGCGGGGUGAACAGGUAGUGGCUCGGGUGGUUGAUGUCCUUCCUGUGACUUCGGGUGCUGUAGGUGUCCUUGAAAGCAGGCAGUGUGACCCCGGUGAUGCGUUGGGCAGACCACGCCACCCUCUGGAGAGCCCUGCGGUUGUGGGCAGGGCAGUUACCAUACCAGGCCAUACAGUCUAACAGGAUGCUCUCAAUUUUGCAUCUGUAAAAGUUUGUGAGGGUCUUAGGGGCCAAACCGAAUUCCUUCAGCCUGUUGCGCCUUCUUCACCACACUGUCUGUGUGGGCGGAUAAUUUCAGAUCGUCAGUGAUGUGUACGCUGAGGAACUUGAAGCUUUCCGCCUUCUCCAUUGUGGUCCCAUCGAUGUGGAUAGGGGGGUGCUCCCUCUGCUGUUUCCUGAAGUCCACGAUCAGCUCCUUUGUUUUGUUGACGUUGAGGGAGGGUUAUUUUCCUGGCACCACUCCACCAUGGCCCUCACCUCCUCCCUGUAGGCUGUCUCAUCAUUGUUGGUAAUCAGGCCUAUCACUGUUGUGUCAUCUGCGAACUUGAUGAUUGAGUUGGAGACGUGCGUGGCCAUGAACAGGGAGUACAGGAGGGGGCUGAGCACGCACCCUUGUGGGGCCCCUGUGUUGAUGAUUAGCGAAGUGGAGGUGUUGUUUCCUACCUUCACCACCUGGGGGCAGCCCGUCAGGAAGUCCAGGACCCAGUUGCACAGGGCGGGGUUCCGACCCAGGGCCCUGAGAUUAAUGAUGAGCUUGGUGGGUACUAUGGCAUUGAACACUGACCUAUAGUCAAUGAACAGCAUUAUUACAUAGGUAUUCCUCUUGGGAUAGGGCAGUGUGCAGUGCAAUUGCAUCAUCUGUAGAUCUAUUGGGGCGGUAAGCAAAUUGAAGUGGGUCUAGUUUGCCAGGUAAGGUAGAGUGGAUCUGAUCCUUAACUUGCCUCUCAAAGCACUUCAUGAUGACAGAAGUGAGUGCGGCGGUAAGGCCUAUUGUGGGACUAAAGAUGCGUUUCAAUGGUUUCGGAGUUGGAAAAGAGGGUAGUCUACUAUGCGAGGGUAGGGCUGGAUACUAGCCCAGCUAGGGUGAGAUACUUUUGUAAGACGAGAGUGCUUAUAACAGAAGGAAGUUAGGGAUGUGCUAUGGGUUGGUAGAUAGACGCUUCAUGGUGCUAUCUGUAAAUGCCAUCUGACUUGACUUUCCCAUGAGCUUUUCAUACAUUUAACAAUGCAUCUAUAAAAUACAUCAAGUUAGAGAUGGCUUCCCCUUUUCUCACAACAGAUAUCAGACAAUUCCAUAUUUUCACUUCCCAGAAUCCCUCAAUACCCCAAAAGCCUAAAACCGCAUUUCAUCCACAGCACAAAUGUAAUAUAUUACUGUUACUGUUUUUAUUACGGCCAUACAGGGUACAGAGAAUACAGCGACGAUGCAUAUUGCAAAAGUCUGAGAAAAAUAUGCACUCACAAGCCCUACAUGCAAAUAUGGUGUCUGAAAAAACAAAUAUGACUGAUAUGUAACUGUAUAUUUUGUCAACUGUCAAAAAAAGGACAAAGGGAAGAUAAUGAGGAACGUCUCACUAACAUCUCAUAAAGCGUCUAAGGAGAGGACAAAGAUGAGUUCAAAAGAUAUUGAGGAUCGGUCCCAGUCGUUCAAAACAUCAAACAAUUCAGAUGUUUUCCACCGAAAUCCACCGCCCAAAAGGGACCCGUAAAGCACAUAGAAUUACAUCAGAGAAAAAGAGGUAGAAGAGAGAAAGAGAGAGAAGUGAGAGAGAGAGAGGGAAAAUUCUUGAAGUAUGAGAAAAUGUUACUUGCUCUCCUCCUCUCUCUCUCUCUCUCUCUCUCUCUCUCUCUCUCUUUCCUUCUCUCUCCCACUCUCCUAUCCCCCCUCCCUUUCUCUUGGUCAGUCAAAUCAGAGGUUUCCAAGAGCAGGGAGAGGGAGCUUUGGACUGACUGACAGACAUUGGUCAGGGAGAGGGGUACAGUCUAGCCAGGGAAAUUCUUUGAGUCUUUGAAUAUCCUCCACUUUGAGGCAACGGUUCUACAGAUUCCCAUGAAUAAGACAACCUCUUGAUAAGAAAACCCCUUGACCUGUAGGCACCGCCAUAGCAGAGAGUUCAUGCGUCUGCCCCGGCCUUUCCUUGAAAACUGUCAUUUUUUGAAGUGAUCUACUCUCAGUUUCUCAUCAACCAACAAAGACAAUUGCCCUUCCCCUCCACCUGAAGGCAGCUUCCAGCCAAAAAUGCCUCUUGUCCCAUCCUUCCUCAUCCUGCUCCUCACCUGCCCUGCCCUCCUGACCCCAUCAGCUUCCCAGGGCCUGCAGCCUGGGGGUCAAAGGGCACCCAGGGACACAAAGCCAGAGGGUGGUGGGCAGCCAAUCAAAGUAGUGAUCUCUGAGGCGUGUGUUCAGGGGGACUCCAGUCAGACCCAGGGCAAGGAACUGGACCUUGAGCCUGGUUCUGCUCUAGUCCUUACCCAUCGGAUCCGACUGGUUCCGGGGUCGUGCGCAGGCGGGUGUGAGGCCGAGUUUGCUGCUCUGCGAGACCGUCUGGAGAGGCUGGAGAAGGAGGUGUCAUCAUUGAGGGAGAAGUGUGGAGGCCCAGAGGGGGGCUGCUGCACGUCCCAGCAGAGUAAAGGUGCAGAGUGCUCCAUCAAGCCGGAGGGAGACGAGUGUCCUAAUGAGUGCAGUGACCAGGGACGCUGUGAAGACGGCAAGUGUGUCUGCUUCCCAGGGUUCAGUGGGCCCGACUGCAGUUUGUCUGACUGCCCCGGCAACUGCAAUGACAAGGGGAAGUGUGUGAACGGCCAGUGUGUGUGCGACCCAGGUUUCACAGGGCCAGACUGCUCUUCUGAGUCCUGUCCUGGAAAUUGUAACAACAAGGGGCGAUGUGUGAAUGGGCAGUGUGUGUGCGACUCAGGUUUCACGGGGCCAGACUGCUCUUCAGAGUCCUGUCCUGGAAAUUGUAACAACAAGGGGCGAUGUGUGAACGGGCAGUGUGUGUGCGACUCAGGUUUCACGGGGCCAGACUGCUCUUCAGAGUCCUGUCCUGGAAACUGUAACAACAAGGGGCGAUGUGUGAACGGGCAGUGUGUGUGCGACCCAGGUUUCACAGGGCCAGACUGCUCCACCAAGGCAUGUCCUGGAAACUGCAAAAACGGGGGGAAAUGUGUGAACGGUAAGUGUGUGUGUGAUAGCAGUUUUACAGGCCCAGACUGCUCCACCAAGUCCUGCCCUGGCAACUGCAGCAACCGUGGAAAGUGUGUGAACGGCCAAUGUGUCUGCGAUAGCGGCUUUACGGGGCCGGACUGUUCCGCCAAAGCAUGUCCCAAUAACUGCAGCAACAAGGGAAGGUGCGUGAACGGGAAGUGCGUGUGUGAAGUGGGCUUCAGCGGACAGGACUGCGCCGCUAAGGGCUGUCCCAAUAACUGCAGCAACAAAGGGCGCUGCGUGAAGGGGAGGUGUGUGUGUCGCCGUGGUUUCGCCCCCCCGGACUGCAGCCAGUGUGAAGAUGGGUUCACUGGAGCUGACUGUGGCACCGCCAUGUCUGGUGUGUCCCAGCUCAACACCAAGGACAUCACUGAAUCCUCUGUUACCCUCUACUGGACACCACCUCCAGUCCAGUAUGACACCUACCACGUCACCUUCGCCAGCCAGAAAGAGGGCGAUCAACAGAUAACAUCUCAAGUUGGAGGGAAGCUCACGACCUACACCCAAACAGGACUGGCGGCCGGUCAGGAGUACACGGUGACAAUCAAGGGAGAAAUAAACAGGAGAAUGGGCACUGAGAGCACAGUAGAAUUCACAACCCUUAUCUCUGGACCCACAAACCUUCGAGUUGUGAAGACAACCACAACAUCUGCAGUUGUCCAAUGGGAACAAUCGCAGGGACACGUCGACAGGUAUCGCUUAACUGUUGCACCCAAUCAGACAGACGGGACAGCCAAGGGAAGACAAGACCUGACCCUGCCCCCUGAGAGGGACUCUGCCCAGAUUGACGGUUUGGACCCGGGACAUUUGUAUGACAUCACACUAGUGGCUGAAAAGGGCGGGAUCAAGAGCAAGCCAGCAACAGUCCAAGUCACUCCUGGUCCAGAGCCUCCCUCAGGUCUUGUCUUCAGUGAAGUGACUGAGACGUCUUUCUCUGUGUCCUGGACCAAGCCAAAAGGUCCCGUGAGUGGCUUCAAGGUCACCUACACUAACACACAGGAAGGGGAGCCUCUCUCCGCAACAGUGGACUCUGGGGAUUCCACUCUGGCACUGUCAAAGCUCUCUCCAGGGUCCUCCUAUGAGGUCAGUGUGAUAUCCGUCCUUGGACUGGACGAGAGCGAUGCAAUCAAAGACCUGGUUAUGACACUCCCUGACCCGCCGAGGGAUCUCCGGGCCAUUAAUGUCACAGACACCAAGGCCUUGCUGCUAUGGCGACCAGCACUGGCAACAGUCGACCGUUACGUCAUAGUUUAUGGCUCUGAAAAAGGGUCAGAUGAUGCCAAGAUCACUGUAUCGGGCAAUGCGGCGGAGCAGCAGCUGAAAGGCCUACAGGGCUCCACUAGGUACACCGUCACAGUCACCAGUCAGCUGGGCAACCUGGACAGCUCUGCCGCCAUCACCGUCUUCACCACCACCGGUGGAUCCAGGGGAGACGGGGAAGUUCCGCGUGACCUGAAGGCCAGUCAGGUGACUCCUCGCUCAGCGCUGUUGACGUGGAAAGCACCCUCUGCCGCCGUGGGAAGCUACAAGCUGACCUAUCAAACGGAGGGACAGGAGUUGCAGGAGGUUACCAUUGACUCCACAGUGACAGAGUUCAAAUUGACUAGGCUGCAUCCCAUGUCCAAGUACACCGUGCAUCUACAGGGGGAGAGGGGAGGGAGCUAUACUGCUACAAUUUCCACUGAGUUCACCACAGGGAAUCUCCGAUACCCCUUCCCAAGUGACUGUUCCCAGGAGCUGCUAAACGGGAUACACGAGUCUGGAGAGGUGGAGAUCUUCCCCAGGGGAAGGCAGGGGAAACCAGUGUUGGUCUACUGCGACCAGGUGACUGAUGGAGGCGGCUGGACGGUUUUCCAGAGAAGGAUGGAUGGGAAAACGGAUUUCUUCAGAGGCUGGAAAAACUACAGCAAAGGUUUUGGAGAACUGAGUGGGGAAUUUUGGCUGGGUAAUGAGAACCUACACAAUCUAACCAGCAUGGCACCAAUGACCCUACGUGUGGACCUCCGUGCAGGGGACGAAUCAGUGUUUGCCAAGUACUCUGCAUUCACAGUGGACACUGUUAGAAGGAACUAUGCUCUCAAAGUGUCUGGGUACAGCGGUACAGCAGGUGACUCUAUGAGUUACCACAACGCGCGCAUGUUCUCUACCAGAGACAGAGACCCCACACCUUUCAUCACCCGCUGCGCCAUGUCCUAUAGGGGGGGUUGGUGGUACAAGAACUGCCACGAGGCCAACCUUAAUGGCCUCUACGACACCAGUGUCAAUCACCAGGGUGUGAUCUGGACUGCCUGGAAAGGCAAGGACUUGUCCAUCCCUUUCACCGAGAUGAAGCUCCGACCAACAUCUUUCACCCCUCCAACUCAGGGAUAAUGACAAAGUGGUGGACGGAAAAUGAGAAAGGGGGAGAGGCACAGUUUAUGAACACACACACAUCCAGGUAACUGCUGAAAUAAAGGAAACACCAACAUAAAGUGUCUCGAUAGGGCGUUGGGUCACCACGAACCAGAACAGCUUCAAUGCACCUUCGCGUAGAUUCUACCAGUGUCUGAAACUCUAUUGGAGGGAGGCGACACCAUUCUUCCAUGAUAAAUUCCAUAAUUUGGUGUUUUGUUGAUGGUGGUGGAAUCUCCCAUCUCCCCAAGUGUUCAAUUGGGUUGAGAUCUGGUGACAGACACACACACACACACACCCUUUAAACCCACUAUUCUCCUUUGAGACCCCUCUUUCAAAGUCACUGAGAUCUCUUCUUCUAGCAAUGGUCGCCAAAAUAAUGGGCAACUGGCUAUUUUUAUACAUGUCCCUAAGCAUGAUGGGAUGUUAAUUGCUUAAUUAACUCAGGAACCAUACCUGUGUGGAAGUACUUACUUUCAAUAUACUUUGUAUCCCUCAUUUACUCAAGUGUUUGCUUUAUUUUGGUAGUUACCUGUACAUAAGCACACAUGCAAACCCACGCCCAGUCAUGCAUGCAUACACAGUACAUGCACCUAUUAGCUACAGUUUGAAAAUGUCCCAAUGCCUUGCUCUCCAGACUAAAGCCAUUCGAUUUUUUCAAAUGUAUAGAGGACAGUUAUCUGUAUGUUAUAUUGUACAGUUCCUAGAUUAUCUUUGAGAUUUCCCUUUUCUUUUUUUACUCCAAGUGUUGUGGCACCCCUUGCGUAAGCUGUAAAAAUGUAUGCACUGUCCCCUGGCUAUGAGGUACAAGCGUGGAAAUGAGCGGUGAAUAACGGAGAUUUCUGUUUGUACUUGACUGGCAAUUAUCGAGUUUUGGUGUUUGUCCUUUGUUUGUCUUAUUUGUGGUUAUAUGUCCUGUAUUUUCGGUUGCCCCAAUUCUCAAAUUGUAGUUGCUACAAUAAUAAAAUAAUGGUGGAACAUGG
Messenger RNA from Oncorhynchus keta (chum salmon), 8797 nucleotides. RefSeq names its product tenascin-X-like. Lineage: Eukaryota; Metazoa; Chordata; Actinopteri; Salmoniformes; Salmonidae. Gene Ontology annotation, molecular function: protein binding. The record is from RefSeq and is a predicted model, not a curated record. The transcript is spliced from 17 exons. The coding region runs from base 4458 to 7793 and encodes 1111 amino acids.